Messenger RNA from Periconia digitata, 2502 nucleotides. Lineage: Eukaryota; Fungi; Ascomycota; Dothideomycetes; Pleosporales; Periconiaceae. The record is from the annotation of a GenBank genome assembly.
CUUUUAUUAUUCAAGUCUUUCGAGAUGCAUUUCACGACGCUUUUGACGGCUACCGCCGCCGCGGUGCCUCUGGUCGCUGCCCACGGUGGUGCUCCUAGAAUCUUUGGUUUGGGAGAGGGUGCUUUGAGGCCCAGAGAUCUCGGUUUCGCGGCUCGUCGCGCUGCUACGCCGCACUCUCAUAAGAUCAACAAAAGACAAGGCGGAGUUGACGGACAGUGUGGUCCCUCUGCGAAUGGAGCCAAAUGUGACGACGGUUACUGCUGUUCAGGAGCUGGCUGGUGCGGAACUGGCGAAGAAUACUGCGCUGCUCCUGAUUGUCUCAUCGAUUUCGGUACUGGAUGCGACGCCCAUGCCAUUCCUAACGGAGAGAGCACUAUCAACGUGCCCAGAACCCAGCUUGGUAGCAUCGAGUAUGGUGGCGAGGGUAUCUACCCCUGCCGCGAGCCCGGCACUGUAGCCAUCACAUACGAUGAUGGACCGUACAUCUACACCGACGGCGUCCUCGAUCUAUUCGCUCAGUACAACAUGAAAGCCACAUUCUUCAUCACCGGAAACAACCUUGGAAAAGGCCCCAUCGACGAUGCUGCUACCCCUUGGCCAGCGGUCAUCACCCGGAUGAUGAAUGAAGGUCAUCAGGUCGCGUCUCACACCUGGUCCCACCAGGAUCUCAGCGCUAUCACUCAUGAUCAGCGUGUUGAGCAGAUGGUCAACAACGAGAUGGCUCUCCGUAACAUCUUGCAGAAGUUUCCCACUUACAUGCGUCCCCCAUACUCCUCCUGCACUGCGGCCAGUGGUUGCGAACAGGAUAUGAAGGACCUCGGAUACGUUGUCGUCUACUUUGAUAUUGAUACCACCGAUUACCUCAACACCACUCCCGACAAGAUCCAGAAUGCGAAGGACGUGUUCGCCGGCUACAUCCAGAACAGCAAUCCCACUACGGACACUUUCCUCUCCAUCGAACACGAUAUCCACCAACAGACUGCUCAGAACUUGACUGUUUACAUGCUUCAGAUGCUUCAGGAUAAGGGCUACCGCGGUGUUACCGUCGGUGAAUGCUUGGGUGACCCCGAGGCCAACUGGUACCGUGCUUCUUCUGGAAAAAUCGUCACCUCUUCUUCCGCUAGGCCUUCAGCGACUCAGACGUCUUCCGCCGCCCCUACCGCUACCCCUACCGGCGUUUCCGUCGAUGGAACUUGCGGUGCCGCUGUUGGACUGACCUGCCUUGGAUUUAGCGAGGGCUCUUGCUGCUCACCUGCCGGCUGGUGCGGUGCCACUGAAGCAUACUGCGGCACAGGCUGCCAAUCCGGCUUCGGCACAUGCGGCAAAUCGACCACCGACGUCCCCUCCUCCAGCGCUCCAUCCGCCACCACCGGUUCCUCAUCCAGCGCAGCUCCCUCCGCCGCGCCUUCAAAUGUUACCCCCUCUGUCAACGGCCAAUGCGGUCCUGCUCUCGGGUUCACCUGCAAGGGAUGGGCUGAGGCUUCUACCGUCGGAGAAUGCUGCUCCAACAGUGGAUGGUGCGGUUCCAGCACCGAUCACUGCUCCGCAGGUUCUUGCAACCCAGCGUACGGUGUCUGCGAGGGCUCAAACUCCGCAGCCCCGUCGUUCUCUCUCAGCCUUUCCGCCUCUGCGUCCGCGUCCGCCUCCGCCAUCACGAGUGCGUCUUCCUGCGCCGACCCUCUCGCUACAGUAGCCGCAGAUGGAUCGUGCACUACAACCGUUCGGUCCACGACCACCAUCUCCUCCGCCGCUGUCAUCCCAACGACCUCUGUCGCUCCCGUCCCAUCCGCCACUUCUACCUCCACGGCUCCCGCACAACCUACCAAGGCGCCAUCCACCCCGGUCUCCACCAACGGUCGCUGUGGAUCCAGGAAUGGAGGUACGACGUGCAAGGGCUACAGGGGUAUCUUCAACUGGCAAAUGGAGUGCUGUGGUGUCACUGGAUUCUGUGGAAACGACUUCUUCUCGUGCCGUGUCAGGUGCCAGAGUGAGUACGGCAACUGCUGGUAAGCGGUUGAUGCGAAAUCAUGAUGUGAUGAGGGUGUUGGGAGUGUGGGAAAUCUACACAGGAGAGUGUAUAUACUGGCGAUUGAGUUGAGUUGCGUUGGAGGUGUGUAUAGAUGUGCGUGUAUGAAUAAGAAAAUAUGAAAGUAAAUAAUAUCUCUCCCAGAGCUCAUCUGAUCUGCAUUGUUUGUUCUAUCACUGUAAUGCUCCGACGUUUAACUGCACGUGUAUUGGGCGAUGCCAAUGCCCAAUCUGUGAAUAUAAUGAUGGUAUUGGGAUCGAAUCUCUCUACCUCAGCACUCAUCCAAUCCCAAGGCACUGGAGUAAUUGAUCGCCAUGCCGCUACCCACAUCACCCAUAAUCCAGCGAGCGAAAUCGACCCAUUCUAGUCGCACACAUCCACUGUUCCAUUUCCGUUCCAGCUCGAACGACCCCCAUACCGCGCCAGUCUCUUCGUUCCAACUACUUCUCAAAAUCAAAUCAGGUAUACACAGUCCU